CGUGAGUUGGUUUAAGUCAUUCGUUCAGUCAAGUCAGUCAGUAGUACACUCACUCAGCAAUUUUUUUAAUUCAAUCAGUCUUUUUGUAAUUUCUGCCAUUGAUCGACGGUUCAAGUUUUGCUUUGUUUUUUAGUUAUUUACAAGGACUUGAUCUACUUCAUAGUGUCAGCAAGCAAUUCAAGAGUCUAUCCAACGUUGUAAAGUGACUUUGUUUGCCAUCUAACUACGACUUUGAACAUUUACAACUUCUUAAAAGAUGGCCACCGAAGUGAGUUGUCCGCCAAGCUUGCCGCAGCUGCAGUCGGUGCAGAAGGCAAUGGCCCUGCCCUCUGUCGGGGCAGCCGUUGGACAAGUGGGAGCUUUCUACACUAAAGUUAAAGGAGCACAUUCCCUCCUCGAGUGGGCGCUAUCAACAGCAGAAGCCAGCGUCACCCUAGCAGCCACGACUGCAGCACCAUACGUGGCCGCGCCCCUCGCCGCCGGUGACGCCAAGCUGGCGGGCUAUAUCGGUGAACUGGAGCGCCGCGUGCCGCUAGUCACAGAACAGCCCAAGAUCAUCGUCGAGACCACCAAGCAAGCUGUGCUCUCGAGAAUCUCACCGCAUGUUAAUAAGGUGUGCGUGGCGCGCGCAGCGGCGGAGCAACGCGUGCACUCGCUGAAGGAGCUAUCGUGGGCGAAGGCCAACGCGCUGCUGUCCACCGCCGCGGGCCAGAAGGCGGUGCUCGGGCUGGACUCCGGCGCCAGCCUCGCCAUGCGCCUGCUGGACCAGUACCUGCCGCCCGUCGGGCCGCAGCCCGAGCCGACAGGCGAGGUGACGGCGGCGUCUGAAGACCCUACCCUACACACGGUUCAGACUGUGGGACGCCUGAGCGCGGUGGCGGCUCGCCGCGUGUGGGCCAACCUCGCUUACAAGGUCACGGAGCUCAGGUCUUCAGGUAUUGAGCUGGACGUGCGUCGCUACGUGACGGCGCUGAUGGCGGCGCUGCACCUGGCCAAGGUCACGAGCGAGCAGCAGGAGCCCCCUGUCCCAACCCCUGCCCCCGCGGAGCCCGCCCCGCCUGCCCCCUCCCCCGCGCACAACGCCAGCCCCUCAGCCCCCUCCACCACCACCAUCGUCAAAACCACCCCCGAGGGAAAGUCUGACAUAUCAGAAAACUAACACUGUACCGGCUGGCACUAGGCCCACUUUUAUAUCUUAUAUCACCUAUAUUAUUAUGUUCUAUAUCUAAGCGCACUUCGGCCACACUGAAGAUAUACCGGCUGUAUCUACUCUGUUAUGGCUUUAGCAUUUAAGAUUGUAUUCUGAUUCAAAUGUAUCGAAGACUGUGAAACGAGUCUUAUAUUUUGAUGAAUUUAUAAACUUUGUACGCGAUAUUGUGGAUUUAUUAUUUAUUAAGCUUUUUGGAAAUAUAUUUAAUGAUGAACUGAAA
Molecule: messenger RNA, 1430 nt
Organism: Ostrinia furnacalis (Asian corn borer)
Lineage: Eukaryota; Metazoa; Arthropoda; Insecta; Lepidoptera; Crambidae
Gene: Lsd-2
Product: Lipid storage droplet-2
Exons: 6
Coding region: 257-1159 (300 amino acids)
Biological process (GO): lipid storage; positive regulation of triglyceride storage
Cellular component (GO): lipid droplet; cytosol
Source: RefSeq, a predicted model, not a curated record